AUGGUAGAAGGCCAUGUUGAAAAACAUCCUAUCAGAUUUUUUUUAAGUAGUUAUUUUACACCUUACACUUCUGUUACGGGCGUGGCCUGUUUGGUCAGCGUACCAGACUGUGGGUCCAUGAUUCGUAUCUAUCUUGCCCAAGUACUUACAGUUGCGUAUACUGGCCAGCUAGUACUUACUGUUGCUCACACUGGUCAGCCAGUACUUACAGUUGCUUAUACUGGCCAGCUAGUACUUACAGUUGCUCACACUGGUCAGCCAGUACAUAAACUUGCUCACACUGGUCAGCCAGUACUUAUAGUUGGUCACACUGGUCAGCCAGUACUUACGGUUGCUCAUACUGGUCAGCUAGUGCUUAAAAUUACUCAAACUGGUGAGUGUGCCGACGGUAACCUAUGUCACCACAACUGCUAUGAUCUUCAUGAUGGCACCUUCGAGUGUUCUUGUGACGAAGGAUAUACUCUCGCUAAAAACGGAUAUACUUGUAUAGAAAAUGUUGAAAAAAAGCCAAGUAAAGAGAAGGUUACCAAAGAACAACAGUUUGAUAACAAGACCAUAAUUACUGGAAGCCGUACUGAAGGAGCUCCAAGUAACAUCCCUGAAUCCUUAUCUCAGACCCAAAAAGAUUACGAUAAAAGCCAAAAUUAUGAACACCAAGAAGCUAAAAUAGAGUUCACAUCCAACCUUGUGGAUGGCGCUGUCAUUGGAGUAAAAUAUCAUGGAAUUCAAAAGCCUAAAUUGGAUGUUAAUAAAUCGAAAUCAACCUCUCAAGCACCUGUUAAUUUUGAAGUGAAUCAACUAUUUCAACCAAUGAAUACCAUAACGAUCACCACGCCAUCUACUCCUCGAUACGUUAAAUGCCAAGAAUUGGAAUGUAAAUUUGGUGGUGCUUGUAUUCCUGAUCCGUCGACAGAGGGCAUAAAAUGCAGUUGUCCAUUAGGAAGAGGGGGAUUCUUUUGCGAGAAAGCGGUUGAACUGAAAUAUCCGAAGUUCGUUGGAUCUUCCUACUUGGCUCUGCCUGUUUUACGUGACGCCCACAAGGUGACGCAUAUUUCUCUUGAGUUUCGACCUGAAUCUUAUGAUGGAAUUCUUCUGUAUAGUGGUGGCCAUGCUGAUCUCCAUGGAGACUUCGUAGCCCUUACUCUGAGCAAAGGUUUUGUGGAAUUCAG
This is a messenger RNA of Limulus polyphemus (Atlantic horseshoe crab), 1169 nucleotides long. RefSeq lists its product as uncharacterized. The annotation marks the transcript as partial. Lineage: Eukaryota; Metazoa; Arthropoda; Merostomata; Xiphosura; Limulidae. The record is from RefSeq and is a predicted model, not a curated record. The transcript is spliced from 5 exons. Gene Ontology annotation, molecular function: calcium ion binding.